ACUUGCUCCUCCCGCGACACUCAGUAUCCACACGCUCUUCAACGCGCAAAAGCACCGCGCACAAAGUGGAACAAGUCAUCCCGACUUUGACAUCUUCAUAAACUCCGUCGAGAACUCCGAAACAAGCAAUGGCCUUCACUCCCAGAGGUGGUCGCGGCGGUGGACGUGGCGGUGGUGACCGUGGCGGUCGCGGAGGCUUCACUCCCCGCGGAGGCCGCGGCGGAGGUCGCGGCGGCGGCGGUGACCGUGGCCGUGGAGGUGCUCGCGGUGGCCGUGGUGCUCCUCGAGGCCGAGGAGGUGCCCGUAGCGGAGCCCGUGGAGGCGCGCGCGGUGGAGCCAAGGUUAUCGUUGAGCCCCAUCGCCAUGCUGGUGUCUUCGUCGCCCGCGGCAAGGAAGAUCUGCUCGUUACCAAGAACUUGACCCCCGGAGAGUCCGUCUACGGAGAGAAGCGCAUCAGCGUCGGUGCCAGCGCCGCAAAGGACGGCGAGACCGAGGCCAGCAGCACCGAGUACCGCGUCUGGAACCCCUUCCGUUCCAAGUUGGCCGCUGGUAUCUUGGGUGGUGUCGACAACAUCUACAUGGGACCUGGCUCCAAGGUUCUGUACCUUGGUGCUGCUUCCGGCACAUCAGUUUCUCACGUUGCCGACAUUGUCGGUCCCGAGGGAACUGUCUUCGCCGUCGAAUUCUCCCACCGCUCUGGCCGUGAUCUGAUCAACAUGGCCACUCACCGCACCAACGUUAUUCCCAUUGUCGAGGACGCCAGACACCCUUCCAAGUACAGGAUGCUCUUGGGCAUGGUCGACUGCAUCUUCGCCGAUGUUGCUCAGCCCGACCAAGCGCGUAUUGUCGGUCUCAACGCUGGCAUGUUCCUCAAGGUUGGAGGUGGUAUCGUCAUUUCCAUCAAGGCCAACUGUAUCGACUCGACAGCCGCCCCCGAGGCCGUCUUCGCACAGGAAGUCGCCAAGCUACGGGAGAUGGGCAUCAAGCCUAAGGAGCAGCUGACGCUCGAGCCUUUUGAGCGUGACCACGCCAUGGUUGUGGGUGUCUACCAGCGUUCGCAAUAAACAGCACUAUUGCGAUAGACGGGCGACGCUUUUUCUGAUUUCAACGAUGCAUUCAAUGUGGUCAUAUACCUGUACUUUCAUGGAACUUGGUGUUUCUCAGGCGUCAGGCGGGCAAUCUUUUGGUAUCAAAUUUCUGAUAAAAGGUCUAUGGAUGCGAUCUGGACUUGUUUAGUUCAACUUGCCUUUGAGAGAUGCAUAGUGAUGUCUUUCUGAUGCACUGCGAACACACACGACCAAGUCACAGUCUGAGGCUAUGCAAGGAAUUGCUUAACUGGAAAUGUACCACGCCAAGGGUAGUUUAGCGCAAUACCUCGCAGACUAAAAUCCUUAUCUCCGAAGACCAAGACUGUGCUGCUUGAUGGAUACUACUUGCAUUAGGUAGCGUCAGAAGGCUCUAGGUUAUUAGUAGGAGAGGGAUUUAGUCAGGAUAUAGUAUUAAUGCGCUAGUACUUACAAUGCCACUGACUGCCCGUGCUGACACGAAUUCA
Messenger RNA from Exserohilum turcica Et28A, 1552 nucleotides. RefSeq lists its product as uncharacterized. Gene Ontology annotation, biological process: rRNA methylation; box C/D sno(s)RNA 3'-end processing. NCBI's taxonomy places the organism in Eukaryota, Fungi, Ascomycota, Dothideomycetes, Pleosporales, Pleosporaceae. The record is from RefSeq and is a predicted model, not a curated record. Gene Ontology annotation, cellular component: box C/D methylation guide snoRNP complex; small-subunit processome; nucleolus. The transcript has 4 exons. Gene Ontology annotation, molecular function: RNA binding; histone H2AQ104 methyltransferase activity; rRNA methyltransferase activity. Bases 129 to 1064 code for a protein of 311 amino acids.